Messenger RNA from Lagopus muta (rock ptarmigan), 918 nucleotides. It is a transcript of the gene RNF186, whose product is annotated as ring finger protein 186. NCBI's taxonomy places the organism in Eukaryota, Metazoa, Chordata, Aves, Galliformes, Phasianidae. Gene Ontology annotation, biological process: protein ubiquitination. The coding region runs from base 1 to 918 and encodes 305 amino acids. The transcript has a single exon. Gene Ontology annotation, molecular function: ubiquitin protein ligase activity. The record is from RefSeq and is a predicted model, not a curated record.
AUGGAGAAAUCCAUGGACAAGCUAAGCAGCGACAACAAGCGGACAGCUUCUGGAGCACCUCAGGCUGAGAAGGUUAGUCCUGCUCCCACCGCAGGGGCUGCAGGAAUGAGCGGAGCAGGACCCCAUGCAGAAAAUGCUGCUAAUGUGGAGAGACUGGCAUUGACUGAGGGACAUUCCAAAGAAACGGAGAGCUCUCCAGGCACAGAGCUAGACAGUCCUGAUGCCUUGAAAACAGCGUUUUCAGGAGACGGUCUGAACUCAGCAUCUCUUGCUAUGGUAACAAACCCGAGCUCUCCUGAGGUAUGCAGUUCUGAAAGGGACGACCAGCCUUCACCCACAUCAUCUGUCGCAGACAUGGACUGCCUGGUCUGCUUCAACAAGUACAGCAUUUAUCGGGUCCCAAAGCUCCUGGGCUGUCAGCAUGCUUUCUGUGCGGUCUGCCUGAAGCUCAUCCUCAGGAAAGAGGAGAAUACCUGGAUAAUCACCUGCCCCCUGUGCAGAAAAAACACGUUUGUGUCAGGAGGACUUAUCCGCACGCUCCCAAACAGAGAAGAGAUCAUGGACCUCUUGGAGCACCCCGACUCAUGUCAUGAGGUACACGUCUCCGGCAUCGGGCUGGAUAGCAGCAGCUGGGCUCAGAGCAGCCAGGACAUUGUAAACAGAGACCAAACGAUCCCAGCAGACAACAGACUGGCUGUGCAGAGACUUGUGCUGCUCCUGCUGCUUUUGGUGAUUCUCACCAUCCUCAUCCUCCCGUUCAUAUACUCCGGGAUGAUCAAAUGGGUCAUUUGUAUCAUGCUGACUUUGGGGUUGGUCAUGUCUAUGGUGCUUUGCUGCACUCCUAAAUUUUACUGGCGCUGCAAUGGAAGCUCACUCAGGUCGUGCCACAAGGAGACCCACAUUGCUGCUAUUGCCUGA